Molecule: messenger RNA, 297 nt
Organism: Staurois parvus
Lineage: Eukaryota; Metazoa; Chordata; Amphibia; Anura; Ranidae
Source: the annotation of a GenBank genome assembly
UCAUGGGGCCCCCAGGCAAUAGGGGAUCAUGGGGCCCCUGUUUCCUUGCCCAAACUCAAAAAAGCCUAUGAAAAAGGUACCAGGGGCAUCUCAUGGGGCCCCCUACUGACCCCGGGCCCUCGGGCAGUGCCGUGUUUCCAAAUGGUCAGUCCGCCCCUGAUCACUGGUGUUGUAUUGUCUAGGGCAGACUGACAACUUAUGGGGCCCCCUGGCAAUAGGGGAUCAUGGGGCCCCAGUGUUCUCAUCCACACUUAAACCACAGCCAAAAAAGCCUAUGAAAGGUACCAGAGGCAUCUC